GAACACAGCCAAACAUUGUAGUGUGAAUCUUCCCUCAAACACACAGAGGUGUUACGAGUGUUUGCGUCUUACUCCUUCUUAUCAUGAAGACCUGAAGAUGUUGGUGAGCUCCACACUUCCUCACAGACAGAUUGUUGGAGUCUGAAGGUAGGGUUCCUGGAGGUUGUCCGCUGAUGGUAAGACACACUAAAUAUCCUGUUUUUAUGUCUUUAUACUGCUGUUUAAAUGUAAGAUGGGAUAAAUGAUUAAAAAACAUGUUUGGGAACCUGCAUCCACUAACGUAUCUCUAUCGUGGAUCUGGACUGUGUUUGCAGUGAAGAGCAGGGUAGUUAACUGUAUUAGUUAAGUGUGAGCUGAGUACAGAGAGCCAGGUUGGCUGUUGUGAAGAACUCACUCAGUUUUAAGAAGAAAAUAUUUGUUUUGUUGCCAUGGACCUGUCUUAACCUGUUUAGGGAACACUGUGUGGUGGGACAAGGACUGAUUUCUUGAAGAGACAGCUCCAAACCAAGCACUUUCACUUUAUUAAGAAACAAUAUUGCGGGAACAGCUGUUACUAGCUUCAAAUUAAGAAUAAUGUUCCUCUUUUCCCUCCUUUUGGUGCCAAUUCUGGGGAUUUUGUCUGGCCUAAAGGACGAGGAGAUCAUCUCAAAAGAUUAUAGGGCGAUAUUGAGAUUUCUCUCUUCAUAAUCCAAGGGUGGAACUAGAGGGUGACAGAGAGGUGCCACUGCCCCAACCCCUACCUCAGUGGCCACCCAAAAAUCCUAAACUCUUAUUAGGUGUUUGUCUAACUUACUUUUAUUAAAAUAAUUUAUAUUGGCUGCAUGAGAAAAGUUGCUAGUUGCUUUCUUUGAACAAGAACAAUGCAGAAUUUCAUUUGAUCAUACUUCUUGUUUAGAUAUUGCACACAAAAAAUAAUUGUUAAGUCCUUAAAGAUGUAUAUGUUACAGUUGUGUUGCUUUCAAGGAGAAGAGAACAACAACACAGAAAUAUAACAUCCUCUGAUAAUUUGGUGUCAAUGGAGACAGUUUGGGGUUUGGCCACCCCAGUCAAAAAAAUCUCUCCUUGUGUUGUUCUUACAUGUACAUGCAGUGUUUUUACUACUAGUUCCUAGUUACUACUACUCGCCUUUUAUAGACAGGCAGUCUCAUUUAGACUCAGAUUCUCUGUCUCAAGACAAAUUUGGAUGAACAAUACUGCAAGUAAAUCUUUUCUGACUCUCUGAUUUGUGAUGUGAUUUCUAAAUUUUAAAUAUAAUUCCAGUUUUGCAUCAUGUCAGCUGUGACCAAUCAGCCUCUUCCCUUUGGUGGACUGGAGCGAGAAAAGCACAUCCAGAUGAUUUUCAGAGCUUUUCAAAAUCGCUGUGGGCCUUCAUGUGACUGCCAUACUCGCUUAGCUGGAACCAAACCACACCAGCAUCCUCCUGACUGGGGGUCCGAUGGGCAGAUGUCAGCUCUGACACCUGGAAAGAAGAUGGAGAAUAUCUUCUUAAUUCAGCCUCCUGGAAAAGUGAACAGACCAGGAGUGGAGGAGCAGCAGCUAGGAGGUGCGGCUGGAUUAAACUUAAUGUCUGUGCUGGAAACAGUCAGUCAGUUACAUAUAACUGCCAGACCAGAGCUGCAAGGUAAGUGGAAAGGAUUAUUUUGUUGUUGUUUGUUCUUUUAUUUUGUUAGAGUGCAGAGAUUUCUAUAGUUUAAAAAAAUGAAAGCCUCAUUAUCGUAGGUCCACAGUGUGUUCCCAGAAGGAUCUACAGCAUCUCAACAGGAGCCAGCAGGUCCCCGUUAUUUGUGGCUGUAGAAGGUACUGAUGAUCCCUGUCUACCCCCUUUUUUCCAUCUGAUUCUCAUGGGAUACUGUAGUGACAAAGUCCUCUGCGUAUUCUCAGUCUCUCCUCAUCUCUCUUUUGUUAGAGAGUUCUUGUAUGUGCCUCCAGUGUUGUGGUCCUGCUCGAGCCUGUACCCUGCAGGGCUUUGAUUGCCAGGGCCACCAGGUCUUUUAUUUUGAAAGGCCCUUUAGGGUGGAUGCCUGCUGCUUUGGCUGUUGCCUGAUGGAAAUGAGGGUCUAUGCACCUCAAACACAUCUCAUUGGCUCUGUUUACCAGAGGUAAGAUGAACUAAGUCUGUGCCCAUUGUUAUUCUUACACAGUACUGUAAUGGAAGACCAUGUUAGAUUUGGUUAUGGACUUUAAUCUGGGUUGGUCUUGGGUUUAGUUAAAAAAAAAAAAAAAAACGCCUUUUCCCAAGUGACUAAAAUCGUCAUAUUAAAAAUUCACAGGACCUAAAACUGAACCCUGAGGAACACCACAACCAGUGUUACAUUAAGAUGAGUUAUCUUGAAACUUUUGUAGGAGAUUAGCAUUAGUUAAAUAGUUGCAAAAGUUUAGAAAAUCAAGUUAUGCCUCUGCCUCAUUUGACUUUAUCCAAACACAGAUGCACUGAACAGACUUUUUAUAUGUUGUUCACAGAAUUGAUUCAUAAAAUCUCCCUUUGCUGUAUUCAGUGUUUGGUCACGUGUUUUUUCAACAGAAGUGGUGCCAGCAUCAUGGAGCAGAAUUCUAGUUUUAAUUUUAUGUGUAAUUUUCAUGACUUUAUGUUUUUAGGUGAGUGAAAGCUUAUAACCUGUGGACUCUCUACAACAAAUACAGUAUGAGUAAUUUCAAUGCUUUUCAUGCACCAACAGAAUGAUCUUUUUUCAUGUCAACCCAGCCUCUGUUAGUCUGUCUGUGGCAGCAAGAACCUCUACUGCCCCAUCCAGCCAGGUGUAGUUUGGUAGAGUUCGAAGAUCCAAAAUAGCCGCCUGCACGGAGAGCCCCUGACAAAACUGCCCUGGGCUCAACAUGGAGGAAUGUGGCAUCUUAGCUGAUAGGAACAUUGGCUCAUAGUAGAAAACCAAAAUACUCCCUUCUCUCUAAAUUUGACUCCAGGGUUAGCUGGUGUGUCUUUGUGUUUCAUAUUUAGAGUUCUCCAUGAAGCCCAAUCAUGGCUGUCCUAGCAGAAGUUUGGGUGGCCAGAGAUGUACUUGGUAUAAAUAUUCUCUCAGUUGUGCUAGAAUAAAGCGUGCCCCAGUUUGAACUCCUCCAACACCAAACUAACAAUGGUUUUGGUGCUGCAGAAUCAUGACAGCUGAAAAUGUGAUCAACCAAGCAGCAAGACUGUGCUGCGUGAGUGUGUAAAGAACUGGCCAGUUUAUCUGAUAGGUUGUUUAUUGCACGAUUAUGUAAGGAACUACUAUAUUGAGCUGUUGUGUGUUGGCUGAAAAGGUGGAGCAUGUUCACUCCUCUGCUGGAGGUGUGUGAUUCAAAUGGAGCAUCCAGCCUCGGGAUCCAGGGCUCCUGCUGUCCGAACCGCUGCUUCUCCAACCAGCAGUUCCAGGUGAGGAUAUACAUGCAUAAUGAGAGUAAAGUAACAAUAAUAAAACCACUUCAUUCACAUGACUAUUUAAUCAGUAUCUUCGGUUUAUAAUCACACUAGAUUGUCUCCAACGUUGGUGAGAAAAUAGGAACAAUAUGGAAGAAGUGGCUGGGCUUCGAUGAGGAGCAGAACAUGGACCAUGAGUAUUUUGGGUUGGAAGGUGAGAAAGCCUACAAGAGAACCCACAGAGAAUCUGCAGGAAUUUUGGUGAGAGAGAAAACCUGGUCCAAAAAUAGAAACCAGCUGAGGGAAGACAUCAAAGUAACUUCAAUAAUGUCUCAGCAGUACCAUUAGUUGACAGCAACCACGUCAUACCGGAAGGAUGCAAAAAUUCAAACUGAAGGUCCCCAAUCUAGUACUGAGUGUAUAAAUGAAUAUACUUUCCAUUAGUUGGAUUUUUAUGUAUUUUUAAUAUUAUUUAUCGGUCUUGGGCAACAUCCUAAAAAUAUGAGAUGCUUUCGUUCUCAUUUGCAUGAGCUUAAACCAAAAUAAUCAAAAUCCAAGCAAAAAGGGGCAUGACAUACUUAACUGUACACGCAAUGAAUAAAAAAAUAUGAGAAAGCUUACCUUGUUUAAUUAAAUUAGAAAAAAAAAAGUUUUCACAAUAUCCUGAUUUAUUGAGUUGCACCUGUACAGUAAAAUUUGGGCUUUAUUAUAGUUUCUUUUUGUAUUGUACUUCAUUUCUAUUAAUUUAUGGUACUGCACUAACUCUUGAUGGACUGUCUAGACUCAGAGUGCUUACUUCCUUUUCAUCAAUUAGAUUUGCAGACCUAUCUCACAGGACAUUUUGACUCUCAAAGUAAUAAAACACAACCUUUCAAACACCAAUUAAGGUUUCUUGCCAGCAAUAAUGUAGUUUCAUUUGCAGUUCAAAAUAUCUGCUGAAAAAAACAGGUCUAAACUCUGAGCUUCAUUUUCCCUAGGAUCCACUGUCAUUGUGUAUUUUUUAUUUCAGUACCAGACUGUUCCACCUAAAUCACAUUUAAAAUGAUUAUUUUUACUCUUCCAGUGCCACUGACCAUGGAAUCACACACCAAACUGUUGAUGCUGGCUGCUGCUUUCUUGUUGGUAAGCUUUGACCUCUCUAACCCUUUUUUAACCCACCUGUCUACAAUGCUAACAGGCCUAAAUCACUGACAAAAUGAACUGUUUUCAAUGUUUUCUCUACAGAACCACAUGUUCUUUGAAAUGAGCUGAUCAAUGAGAAGGAUUGGUCAUGAGUGAAUGGAUAUCGUUCAAAUACUAAUGAAGCCAACCAACUGGGUCACGACCACCGACUGUGGCAUUUAAGGAGUCAGUUUCAACCGAUCUGUAAUUUCUUGAACUAAAAACAAAACCAAUGCUGAUUUUUUUGGAAAACUGCAGUUCUACUUUUGGCCAUGUGGGGCUACCUCCAAAACUGCCUCAAUACCCAUAGACCUUAUGUAAAAAUGUGAAACCCUUUAGCUUAUUCAUAAGUAAAGCCUGAUGUUAAGGUACAAAGAAAAACAUGGUUUCUUGCUGCCUGUAUUUUUUUUUUAUCUGAGCUGAUUUGAGCCUCAGACUCUUUGACCACAGUAAUGGAUUCUUUUCAGAUCAGUUAUCCUCACUGUCCAUUUAGCCUCCAGCCAUUACCACAUUUAGCUCGUCUGCUCUUGAAAUAGUUUACCACAUAAUUGAUCAUCCAUUAGCAUAACUGCACAACUUCAAUACUCUUCCUUAAACACCACUACUGACAUUGAGACAUAUUUUGGAUCCAUCCACUUUUUUCUACAGUCUGGCUUUAAUGUACAUUCAAUUCAAAAAAGACACAACUGGGUUUAGCAGCAGAUGCAUAUUUGACAUUUAUUGCUAUAAUCCAUCAGGUGUACAUCCAGCAAUGUUGCUUCUUUUCAUACACCUGCACCCAUCGCCACACCUUAAAAUAGGGGUAGCAUUACAGUUUUUCAAACUAUGUAUUCUCUCUCAAUUUGGUUCCAAAAAAAUGCUCCGAGGAAUUGGUAAAAACUGUAACAGAGCCUGACCCUGAACCCAGUUUCAUUUCUGAAAAAUGGAAAAGGAGUGAAGGUCAGUGUUUCAGGACUUCUGUACAGCUUCAUUGAAAACAUUAAAAGAAAAGCCCAUCUACUGGAUGCUUCAAAGUUAGGAGAUAAAGAUACAACGAAGAGGAAAAACUGGUUGGGGUCAGGCUCUUGGCCAGGCACAGUGAUUUAGGCAGCUUGGCAGUCCAUUCUGAAGAUGCCGAUUCCAAAAAACCCUCUGCACAACACAGGAUGAUCUUCAUCCUUUGGAAUUCAAAUUCCAGGUCAAAGAUGGAGAAUCACAGUUGAUUCAGAUGAGUGAUCUUUGAAGUGGUCUGUAUUUACAAAUAUAUCAUACACAAUAAUAGUAAUCUUUCUAGUUGGAAAUGUCCAGAGAAACUGUAGUUAAAAUACAGCACUGUAAUAAAAUACCAUCUACCUGCAACCCUGUUUGAGUCCCAAUGAAACAGAUAAACACAAACACGUUUCAACAGCAGAAAGUGAGAUUUUUUUGUUUUUUGUUAAGCAAUGAAAACUAGUUUUAUAGCAGAGAGUUGAAUUUUUGUCAAGUACUCUUUGUUAACAGCUAAUGACCAGAUGAGCAAACACCAGCCACGUGACCCCCUCUGGGCGGCCAGGUAACAGUAUGUUACAAACUUGCAUUAAAAAUAAAAUAAAAUGAAAAUUUGA
Molecule: messenger RNA, 6096 nt
Organism: Xyrichtys novacula (pearly razorfish)
Lineage: Eukaryota; Metazoa; Chordata; Actinopteri; Labriformes; Labridae
Source: the annotation of a GenBank genome assembly